Rotaria socialis is the source of this 630-nucleotide messenger RNA. The record is from the annotation of a GenBank genome assembly. Lineage: Eukaryota; Metazoa; Rotifera; Eurotatoria; Philodinida; Philodinidae.
AUGCCAGCUCCAAUGUUUAUGCGGGGUGCUGCCCCAUGGCGUAAUACACUUGCUUAUCUCGAAUCAGGGAAAAUUAUAUUUCGUCCAAUAGUACGCAUAUUUACUCUUAAUUAUACACUUGAUAAACCCGAUUCCGAUGGCUUACGUCGUUUCAUAUUUUGGCAUUUAGCACAGAUUCAAUAUAAAAAUCCAAAUGUUCAAUGUGUUCAAUUUAAAAAUACGACACCAACACCAUUUGUCUCAUUUUAUUUAUCUCGUUCAUCAUCUGAUGAUACUGAGAGUGAAGCAAAUUCAGAUAAUGAUUAUGAUAUUGUUCAUAUGGAUUGUUAUAAAAAGACAUCAAAUGAAAUUCACGAUUCAAUUCGACGUGUUAUGGGAAAAAGUGAAUUACAACAACGUAUUGAUUUAGAAUUAACAGCACGAUUAGAAAAUCCAGCAAAUUUUGGAAAAGAUUGUGCACAUUAUUGUAUGUGUCUAGUUUAUGGACAAAUGUCGUGUCCAGGAAGAAAAGUAUUACCAGAACAUCUUCGUGGAAAAUUUACAAGAUAUAAAAUUGAUGAACUUGACGAGAUGCGAAAGAAAAUUAGUGAUGAAGAAGCACUAAAAGAAUAUUGGAAAAGGCCAUUUUAG